This is a messenger RNA of Onthophagus taurus, 2080 nucleotides long. Its product is annotated as matrix metalloproteinase-16. Gene Ontology annotation, molecular function: zinc ion binding; metalloendopeptidase activity. Gene Ontology annotation, cellular component: extracellular matrix. The record is from RefSeq and is a predicted model, not a curated record. NCBI's taxonomy places the organism in Eukaryota, Metazoa, Arthropoda, Insecta, Coleoptera, Scarabaeidae. Gene Ontology annotation, biological process: proteolysis; extracellular matrix organization; collagen catabolic process.
GAGAGCAAAUAAGGGUAUUGCAAGUUUAUAUCUUUAAAAGGACAACACUCAUAAAGUUUUGAGUCACACCCGCUUUUCAAGGAGGGAAUUAAUCGCCUUUAAACUUAAAAGUUUGCAAAAAGAAGCCCGCAUUAUUGCUCAAGGCGGGUGUUGGCAUAUAUAAAAGAUGAUAAUUUUUUCAAUGUUCCCGCAGAAGUCAGUUUAACGACGGAAACCAAACGAAUUGGUUUAUUAUCGGCUUCUUUUUGUAUAACAUUUAAAUAACAAGUUUGAGAUAAAAGAAAUUUAAGGAUAAUGAAGCGAAUAUUAACGUUUUGUUUUCUAACGUGUCUACUUUUAGUCGGAGUUAUUUGCAGAUCAGUGCAACCUAAUACCAAACACCAAAUUCGUCUCAACGCUUUAGAAUUUAUGAAAAAAUUUGGAUACUUACAACCGGAUACUGAAUCAUCAGCGGCUUUAUAUACAGACGAAAGUUUAUCAAACGCACUUAAAGAGGUUCAAAAAUUUGGUGCUAUUCCACAAACUGGAAAAUUAGAUGAAGAAACUAUAAAGUUAAUGUCGAAACCAAGAUGUGGCCUCCCAGAUAAAGAUUCGCACCAACGCGCUAAAAGAUUUACUUUAGGUCCAACUUCUUGGAAAAAGCGCAACAUAACUUUCUUUGUUGCAAACGCUCCUUAUAGUUUGGGGGAAGAGAAGGUAGCCCAAGAUAUUCAAACUGCUUUAGAUUUAUGGGGCAGAUACUCUAAUCUUAAUUUUAAAAGACAUGGAAGUCCUGAUGCUGAUAUUAUUGUUUCUUUUGCAAGUGGAUAUCAUUCUGACUACUUACCUUUUGAUGGUCCAGGUGGUGUUUUAGCCCACGCUUAUUUCCCCCAAACAUAUGGAAGUUUAUCUGGAGAUGUUCAUUUUGACGCGGAUGAAAAUUGGACUCAAGAUGAUACGGAUGAUGGUCACCACUUCUUAGCAGUUGCUGUCCACGAAUUAGGACAUUCCUUAGGUUUAUCUCAUUCCCCAGAUGAAAAUUCAGUAAUGUUUAGUUAUUAUAAAAGUCGUGGUAAUUCUAUAGCUUUAGGAUAUGAUGAUGUUUUAGCUAUGUAUGAGUUAUACAUAAAACGAGAUCCAUUUGAAAAUGAUAGGGAAGUGGAGAAACACGAAUCUAAAGAUAGAUAUAAUAGUUAUGACGAAAAAGAGAAAAGUGAUGAAGAAACGACUACCUCAACUACUUCAACUACAACUUCAAAACCUACAACAACGAGUAACGAAAGUGCUGAAAAAGAAUAUCGAACAACUACAGAGACUUAUUAUACAUUCGAAGGAGAUACGGAAUCCGUAGAAACCCAUAAAAACCAUGACCAAUUUCAUGGGAUUCCCCCGAAAAUGCCCGAUAUUUGCCAAGGAAAUUUCGAUGCCGUUGCAACUUUAAGAAAUGAAUUAUUUGUAUUUAAAGACAAGUUUUUAUGGAGAUUAAUUGAUAAAUCCGAACUAUUCCCUGGUUAUCCAAUUCCAAUACGACAAAUGUUCCCGUUACCGGAAGAAAUUAAUAAAGUUGAUGCAGCAUACGAACGCCCGGAUGGAAAUAUAGUUAUAUUUGCAGGUAAAUCUUACUGGAUUUUUAAUGGUGGUACAUUUAUCGAAGGAAGUCCGCUUCCUUUAACCACUUAUGGUCUACCCGAUUAUUUAGAUAAAAUAGACGCGGUUCAAACGUGGUCGAAAAAUAGUAAAACUUACUUAUACCGCGGUGAUAGAUUCUGGAGAUAUAACGAAACGAGUAAAACCAUAGACGAAGGUUACCCAAAACACAUGGAAGCGUGGCCAGGAGUUCCCCAAGAUUUAGACGCGGCAAAUACGUGGAAAGACAACGUCACAUAUUUUUUUAAAGGAAAAUCUUAUUGGAGAUUCGACAACAAUUGGGUUAAAACGACCGAUUUAUCACCACUUCCGGCACCGCAAAUUUGGUUGGGAUGUCCCAAAGAAGAAGAUUUACUUGCUUAAUCAAUGAGUUCAUUUUCGGUGGUUUUUAUUGUUUAUAAAUUUAUGUAAUAAUUUAAGAUAUACAGGGUGUCUCAGCGAGACCGGUCAUUAG